ACCCAGACUCCUCCCGCCCCAUGGACGAAAAGGAGCGGCUUUCCGCCUCUCCGCUCGUCGUCUCCCGGCUGGUAGCGCUGAAGGAUGCUCAUCCUCUCCCGCGCCUUCCCUUAUUUCCGGCACUACUACCUUCCCCGUCCUGCUCUCCUCUGCGCCUCCCGGAGCCUCCCGUUUUCUGCCGCCGACGGUAAACCUCUCGACGCCCCCGACAUCGCCGCCGUAUCCAGGAUCGUGGCAGAGGGUAAGUGGGAAGACCCCCGCCUCUCUGGAAUCAUCUCCUCCGCCUCGGCCCCCCUCAGCGUCUGCGGAGUUCUGCGGGAGCUGCGAGAGGACCCAAGGUCGGCCUUUCGGUUCUAUCUUUGGGCAGGGAAGCAGAGUGGCUUCCAGCAUACAGUGGAAUCCCGGUGCGUUGUUGCCCAUAUACUCUUCAGGUGCCGGUGGUACUCCGAGGCGCAACAAGUCCUCAAAGAUCUCGCCUUGUUGACCCGGAAGUUGCCUGCGUCGGAGAGCAUCGUAGAUGUGCUACGGGCGACUGCGAGAUUCGUUGGGAAACCUGGAUAUGGUGUAUUUGACGCACUCUUUGGAGUUCUCACUGACUUGGGCAUGCUCGAGGAGGCCAAUGAUUGCUUCAUUAGGAUGAGAAGUUUUAGGAUUCUGCCAAAGUUGCGAUCCUGCAAUCACUUGCUUGAGCGGCUUGUGAGAGCAGGCAAAAAGGAGUUGUCGAGGAAGUUUUUUGAUGAUAUAGACGGCUCAAAUAUGGCUCCUUCAGUGUUCACUUUCAAUAUUAUGAUCAACUACUUGUGCAAGGAGGGGGACUUGAAUGUAGCAAAGGCGUUAUUUCAGCGAAUGAAAGAGGUAGGUUGUUUGCCGGACGUGGUCACAUACAACUCGCUCAUCGAUGGCCAUGGUAAGUGGGGGGGACUGGAAGAAGCUGAACAACUUGUUUGUGAGAUGAGAGAAUCUGGCUGUGAGCCUGACUUGAUAACAUAUAAUGCUCUCAUUAACUGUUUUUGUAAGUUUGGUAAGCUACUGAAAGCUUUUGAGCUUCUUAGGGAGAUGAGGAAGAAAGGUAUCAUGCCCAAUGUGGUCACAUUCAGCACUUUUAUUGAUGCUUUCUGCAAGGAGGGUAUGAUGCAAGAGGCACACAAGUUUUUUAUUGAUAUGAGAGUGAGAGGAAUACAGCCUAAUGAAUUCACUUACACUUCUCUAAUUGAUGGGAACUGCAAGGCUGGGAAUCUCAAGGAAGCCCGUAUGUUGGUUGAGGAGAUGGCGAGUGAAUCAGUGGAGUUAAAUAUUGUAACAUACACAGCUCUAGUGGAUGGACUGUGUAAAGAGGGGAAGGUUGUUGAAGCAGAAGAGGUUUUCCGAGCUAUGGUUGGAAUAGGUGUUGUUCCCAAUAAACUUAUGUACACUGCUCUUGUUCAUGGGCAUUUCAGGAAUAAGAACAGGGAGAGAGCAAUGGAUUUGCUGACUGAGAUGAGAGAGAGAGAGAUCAAACCUGAUAUCUCACUGUAUGGUACCAUUAUUUGGGGUCUUUGUGAUGAUGGAAAAAUUGAGGAAGCUAAGCUUUUGCUUAACAGCAUGGAUGAUUCUGGCUUACAGCCAAAUCAUGUUAUUUACACAACUAUAAUGAAUGCUUGCUUCAGGUCAGGUAAGGCCUCAGAGGCCCUUGACGUGCUUCACAAAAUGCAUGAUUCUGGUAUACUACCCAGCAUAGUUACAUAUUGCACAUUAAUUGAUGGUUUAUGUAAAGAAAGAUCAGUUACUGAAGCAAGGUACCAUUUUGAAAGAAUGAAACUGUCAGGCUUGCAACCUAAUAUUUUGGCUUACACUGCACUUAUUGAUGGCCUUUGCAAAAAUGGUUUCUUAGAAGAAGCCGCCCAACUCUUUGAAGAAAUGGUGGCGAAUGGCAUAUCUCCAGACAAGAUCACUUACACAUCUCUAAUGGAUGGGUAUUUUAAGAAGGGAAAUUAUCAAGAAGCCUUCAUUGUCAAAAACAAAAUGCUAGAUAGCGGUCUUGAGCUUGACCUUCAUGCUUAUACGUCUCUUAUAUGGGGGUAUUGUGACAAUGGUCAAAUGGAGGAAGCAAGAAGCACACUAACGGAGAUGAUAAAUAAUAAUAUUCUUCCUGAUGAAGUGGUUUAUAAUUGUCUUAUAAACAAGUACCAUAAGUUGGGAAACAUGAAUGAGGUUGAGGAUCUGCGAAAUGAUAUGAGGAGAAAGGGUAUCAUUCCUAGCAGAAGAGGCGAUGCUAUCUCUAAUGACAAAGGGUGAUAGCUGUGCUUGGGUUAUCACAACUGUCAUUAACAUCUUGAUGAUCUGUGUUCAUGAUGAUUUUUUCGUUCACAGAGUCUAAUCUUCAGAGCUGCCACAGUUUGUUUGGCGGUUGCAGUUUAAUGAAUGUAAUUGAAUAAGAUUGCGGUCUACAACCCUUGGGUUAUGGAACUACAAAUGACUGGUGGCGCUGGCUUCCACAAUGUAAGGUUAAAUGCAAAUGGUUUCUCUCAUAUCCUCCAUCCUGAAAUAUAGAGAACGGAGUCUCUCAUAUGUUGCUUCAAAUUUUUUUACAGGCGAGUGCUUGUGAUAUUCUGGUUGACUAUCCUAGAGACACCUGAUCUGCAAACUCAGAUAUAAAGCAAUGGAUUAUGCAUUAUUUCAGUGGUGUGAGUAAAAUCAGAUUUGAACAAUAGUCAAUCUUAUUGGGAUCUAAUGUUAUGAAUCACAUAUGUCGGCAUUCUGCUUAUGGGAAGAGAUGCUAAAGUAUGCCUGCAUAAUCAGGCAAAAAGUUGGAACUCAGACUGAAUGACAAUGGUAUGUUUUUAGUGCAAUCAAUAACUCUCUCCUCUCAUUAGUGUUAUCCUGGACAUGGUCUAGAUGUUGUCGCGAUAUAUGGUACCAUUUGGAAGCAAUCAACAUUUACUCAUAUUUGAUUCAUUCAUGACUGCAGCACAAUUGUUAAUGAUAUCACUGUCAGCGAGAACACCUGUUUGAACUUCAACAUUAGUGUUUUUUGGUGCGGUUGUCAUGAUAUACAUAUUGCAUUAUUAGGAACAAAUGAAACAUUUCUCCAGUUUGAUUCAUUCAUUACAGAAACACAAUGGUGACAAUUUUAGUGCCCUUGAUGACUAUAUCCUCAUAGUUGAUCUGGGAACACCUGUUUGGAUUUCUUUGCUAGAGUUUUUCCACACAGCCAUACUCUAGAAGUUGUCAUGGCAUACAUAUGGUUUCAUUUUGAAGCAAUGAACUUUACCCAAGUUUUAUUCAUUCGUGAUGGAAAUAGAACAGUAGAUGAUUUCAGCGCACUUGCUGACUUCCUCCUCUCUUAAUUAACCAAGAACUUGUUCCAACUUUGUUAUUAGCAUUUGUCGGGACAUGCUUCAGUCGUCGUGAUAUAUUAUACAGUAUGCUUUUAAAAUUUGCUCGCAUUUGGUUCAUUCAUGGCAGAGACAUAGGUGAAUGAUUUUAGUGGACUGGAUUACUUCCAUAAUCAACCAAAAACUUGUUCAGCCUUUGACAUUAUCAUUUUUCGGAAGAUGCUAUAUUUGGAUGCAAUGAAUGUUCACUAAAGUUUGAUUCAUUCAUGAUGCAUUUUGCUUGAAUGCAUAAUGAGGUCUCUUCUCUAGUUGAUGGAAAAAGGUUCCAUGGUUGAUCAAAUUCUGAAGUUCUCAUCAACAAUGGCCUGGAGUAUUAAUAAGCGAGCUAGAUGUGGAGAUCUUCUUACUAAAGGUCACAGCUUUGUUGCUCUCUCUUAUCUACUGAAAUGUCGAGUCACCUAGCAAUCAAAUGGGCAGAUCAUCAUUGUGAACCAUGUUCUCUUUAUAUUACCCAAAAGAUGCGAGUUGUGCUGCUAAAUUUUUGUAUUGAUUCAUUCAAUGACAAGUCCAUUUUACCCUUUCGGAGAAAAUAAUUUACAUGUUUAGGAAAAUUUGUUUUUUUUUGUUUGGAUUUUUAUGGCUCUGUAAAGUGACUAAUAUCUUAAAUACUUUUCAGCAAGAGAUGACUUUCAAAUGACUCUUAA
Molecule: messenger RNA, 4018 nt
Organism: Zingiber officinale
Lineage: Eukaryota; Viridiplantae; Streptophyta; Magnoliopsida; Zingiberales; Zingiberaceae
Product: putative pentatricopeptide repeat-containing protein At2g02150
Exons: 3
Coding region: 85-2274 (729 amino acids)
Molecular function (GO): protein binding
Source: RefSeq, a predicted model, not a curated record